This is a messenger RNA of Aspergillus candidus, 617 nucleotides long. Its product is annotated as ubiquinol--cytochrome-c reductase subunit 8. Lineage: Eukaryota; Fungi; Ascomycota; Eurotiomycetes; Eurotiales; Aspergillaceae. The transcript has 4 exons. The record is from RefSeq and is a predicted model, not a curated record. Gene Ontology annotation, biological process: mitochondrial electron transport, ubiquinol to cytochrome c. Bases 77 to 370 code for a protein of 97 amino acids.
UUUGGUCUGUCUUUACCCUCUUGUCCACUACUUUGCCCUCCUUUUCUCUCUUCAAUCCCCAAGAAUACUAUUCAUCAUGGGUGCUGGCUCUAUUGAUCCUAAGAACGGAGUGUUCAUGGGUGGCUGGGGUGCCUUUGGCUGCCCUACCCCCCAGCGCAUCGCGACCUACUCCCUGUCGCCCAACCGUCAGCGCCCGCUGGCCGGUGCCUUCAACGCGGCCAUCUUUAACACCUUCCGUCGCUGCAAGGCCCAGGUGCUCUAUGUCGUUCCUCCGUUCGUUGCCGCCUACGCCGCCAUGAACUGGGCCACUGAGCGCAACCACUACCUGCAAUCCAAGCCCGGUCGUCUCCUCGAGGGUGGUGAUGAAUAAAUGGGAGGAAUCUCGUGUUUGGAUUGCGCUGUACAUUAAUUAGAGCAAUCGAUCGUUCUAUAUCUUAUUGGUCUUCCUGUACUUCUUCAUCUUUUUUAUUCUUUUCUUCUAUUUAUCCUGUUGAGAUAGACAUCUCUAGGCUGAAUUGGGUAAAAGUACCGCUGGCUGGUCAUCCGCAUCCGGACCACGCUGAAUGGUUGCAUUUCCCCCACUCGUCUGAAAUUUAUGCAAGAAAACAUGAUUCUAG